Cladocopium goreaui is the source of this 7643-nucleotide messenger RNA. NCBI's taxonomy places the organism in Eukaryota, Dinophyceae, Suessiales, Symbiodiniaceae. The record is from the annotation of a GenBank genome assembly.
GCCCUGGCCUCUUUCUUCUUCUUGCCUUGGCGGUGCUUCAUUUUGUCCGUCCAACCUGGCGAAUGUUCGUUCAAUUUCAGGCAUAUGCCAAAAAUGGUGGGAAGAUAGCGAGGCAACAAGUUGCCAAGGAGGUAGUUCCAGUGAUUCCAAUGGCCCUGCCUCCAAAAGAGGUUGAGAGGAUCCAUGCAGCUGUGCGAACAAAAGCAUUGGAAGCCAUAGCGCUUGGCAAUUUACCACCGGGCAAGGAGCUGGAACUGAUUUCGGCCUUGGAUUUGGGCACCAUCCCCUGGAACCAAUUUCCAGUACAGCUCAAGGAGCAGUUGGCAUUGCCCCUGGAGGACCGUGGAAUCGACUCGCUGUCGUUGAAUCUGUCGGUGGCUGUUCAGGCCAAAGAUUAUGCCAAUGGAAGCACGGUGCCCUUGAGCAGCCUUGCCACUUUUCACCUGUUGGUCGAAGGGAAGUGUUCGAAAUUGAAGGGUUUGGUUCAACAGAUGAUCGUGGCGACCAGCGAUGGCACACUCUUGCCAAAGCUGUGGCAGCUAACUGGGGCUGUUCAGCGAACAUAUUCUGUGGAAAAGAUUCAGGCUUGGCGAAGGAUAGCUCAAGAAGCUAGCUUGGCACGAGAAAAGACAUUCAUCACUCCGGUCAGAAAGCUUUUGAAGCGCUGGCCCCAUCAAAAAGAAUGCUUGAAGCACUGCCGCAAGUUUCUCCAGAACAGAUCAAAGAUUGCGAAAAAGGACUUCUUUGUGCAAAUGGCGACAGGGACCGGGAAGAGUUUGGUCAUGGCAGAUUUGUUGGCUGAGAUUUCACCAUCCCAGAAAGCUUGUAUCAUCGUCCCAAAGCUGGACUUGAUGGAACAGAUGGCCCAACUAUUGCAGGAACUGCAUCCAUCAUCUCAUAUUUGUCGUGUUGGGAUUGGGUGGCCAGCAAAUCUGACUGCGGAUGUCUUUGUAUGUGUACGAAAUUCAGCUUGGCAGCUUGCAAACCUCACCUUCCAUGUGAUUCUGCUGGAUGAAGGUCAUCACUAUGAACCUCUGGCGAUGAUGGCAGAUGCUAGUGCCACGGAUUUUGAAGCUGCUGAAACAAGCGGUUCAAGGCACGAUCUUGGCGCGGCUGUCAUAACACAUACACAGCAGGUCCUGGCACUCAAGACCAAGAAACGAAUCUUUUUCAGUGCAACCUUGAGGAGAAACUCAGCCGAUUUUGAUUUUGGCUUAAGGCCUGCUAUUGAAGCUGGAGUCAUCCAGGACUAUUCCGUCAUGGUGCCGGUGUUGUCUGAAGGCGACCCACGACCGGGAUUGGUGGAGCUGAUCCGAAAUCUGCCAUUGUCCCGGAAGAUCCUGGCAUUUUGCAAUACUGUUCACGAGGCACAGGCUUUCACACAGAUGCUGACGGAGGCAGGGAUAGCAGCAGACCAUUACAAUGGUGGAACUACACCGAAGCUUCGUGGUGACAUCCUGCAGAGUUUUCAGCGACCUGAAAGCUAUGGAGGGAUCAGAGUUUUAGUCACAGUAGAUGUUCUCAGUGAAGGAGUAGACCUGCCAGUUGCUGACACCUGCUUGUUUGUUGCACCUCGUUGGGGUUUGCGCUUGAGGCAAUGUGUGGGAAGGGUCCUUCGCAAGCAUCACACAAAGGUGGAUGCCCUUGUCAUCGCUCCGCCGAUUGUGAAAAGGCCCAAUGGCUCCUUGACGGAAGAAGCAGAGCUGACUCGAUUGCUAAGCCAACUUGCAACUGCAGAUCCGUGGUUUGAGCAAGCCCUCCAGAGUGGAGAUACUGAUCAGAGCCGACUAUCAAUCUCUACAUCCGGAAUGAUGGCAGAUGACCAGGAACAUGUGCUCGGAGACAAGGCUGCGAGGUUUAUUCGAAUUCAUGUGUUGCCGUACGUUUUGGACACCUGCUGUGCGUCCGAUCUUGGCUUUGUGUGGGAUGUCCGAAAGUUCAGAUGGGAGGCAAGCAUGAGGAGGCUCGCAGCCUACACAGCAAAGCAUGGGCACGCACUCGUGCCAAACGAGUUCAAUUGUUCUGAUGGCUUCAGGCUUGGAAAAUGGGUCGACACGCAGCGGGUGGCGAGAGCCAAGGGCAAAAUUGACACCGAGCGAAUUCGGAAGUUGGACGAGCAUGAAUUUGUUUGGGACACUGACCAGGCAGCAUGGAAUGCUGCUGCAGACAGAUUGAAGGCUUACAAAGAAGAGCAUGGGAACACAUUAGUGCCGCAUCGUUACAAGUGUGCCGACGGCUUUUGGCUUGGAGCGUGGGUCAGCAAGCAGCGGACGGCGAGAGCCAAGGGCAAACUUGACAAAGAGCAAAUUCUGCAAUUGAGCGAGGAUGGGUUUAUUUGGGAUGCCAAUUACUUUGCAUGGAAUGCUGCUGCAGAAAGAUUGGAGACUUAUAAAGCAGAUCAUGGGAACACAUUAGUGCCGCAGCUUUACAAGUGUGCUGACGGCUUUUGGCUUGGAGCGUGGGUCGGCAAUCAGCGGGUGGCGAGAGCCAAGGGCAAAAUUGACACCGAGCGAAUUCGGAAGUUGGACGAGCAUGAAUUUGUUUGGGACACUGACCAGGCAGCAUGGAAUGCUGCUGCAGACAGAUUGAAGGCUUACAAAGCAGAGCAUGGGAACACAUUAGUGCCGCAUCGUUACAAGUGUGCCGACGGCUUUUGGCUUGGAGCGUGGGUCAGCAAGCAGCGGGCGGCGAGAGCCAAGGGCAGACUUGACACGGAGCGAAUUCGGAAGUUGGACGAGCAUGAAUUUGUUUGGAAUGCGACUGCGCUGCAUGCGGCAGCACUGCUCUCCAUGCGGUGCAACGAGAUGUGCAACGAUGACGACAUAGAGGAAAGGCACGAGACAGUCACAGUGCCAUGCACCAUGGUUAUGCCUCCUCGCAACAGCUUUGAAGAGGUGGAUGCCUACUGGUCCUACCUGGAGUGCACAACACCUCACUGUGGUGGAUGGCUGUGGAGGAGGCACUUGGCAGAUCCCACAUGGGGUUUGAAGUGCUACCACUGCAAUUUAAGCCAGCAAAAACUGGAUGACAAACUUUAUGCUUAUACUCGGGCAAUGGGGAUCAAAGAAGCCUUGAAUUUGCAUGAAUAUUUGAGGCUGGAGCCACAACAGGCAGAAUCUUGCAGGAGCCUGUGCAAGCUCAGCAAGCUCUUGACUGCCCUGGUGGAGGUGUCACCUUCUGCAAAGGUGAAGUGCAGGUACCUGAAGCACAGCAUGGUGUACUUGCAGCAGACAUGGGGCUGUGAGCUGCUGUCUGCACACUGGACAUGUGAGAAGGGCUUGCUGGCAGGGAGGGCAGCAGAUGCACUGCUUGUGGUUCUAAACCACUGGAGAAGGUGCACUGCUUCCCCCACAGCAUGGCAAAGGUUUUGCUCCAAGCUGGAUGAAAGCCAAUGCCAGCUGAUGGAGCAGGUGAAAAAGAAGAUGGUGAUUGAGAAGCCAAAGAGAAAGCUGCUGCCAAAUGUGUCAGAUGUGAGCAUGGACUCCAAGGGCUUCCCAGCCAUGACAGCCCAUGGAAAAGAGGAGGAGGAGGAGUCAGAAGAAGAAGAAGAAGAGGAAUAUGAUGAGACAGAGAAGGAAGAUGAGGAUGAGAAGGAGGCUGUGACAAAGAAGGCCAAAAAAAGCGACCUGGAUGCCAUGGAAAGUUCCCCACCACCUGUGGUGAAAAAGGACUGGAGAGCUGCAGCAGGCUGCAACAUAAAGAAGCCUGCCUCCAAGCUGGUGGGCAAGAAGAAGGGGAAGGUGAGUGUUGCAGGCCUUGCAAAAGGGCCUAAAGCAAAGACAGGCCCUGGAAAAGGGCCUAGCAAGUGCAAGGGCACUGAAAAAGUGCUCAUUCACCAGGGGCCUGGCUUCUGCACACAGCAACUGGGCCUUGUACAAGGGCUCCCACUACAGGCCUUGGAAAGGGGCUUGGACUUGGAAGGUCCUGCAAAAGGGCUGGCAAUGGAACCAAAAGAGGAGCCAGACUGGGAGGCUGAGCAAGUUCCAAGAAGGAACAGGAAGUCUUGGGCUGACCCGGCUGCAGAAGAAAAGAAGGAGCCUGCCAAAAAGGAUGGCAAGCAUGAGCAGAAAAAUGAAUGGUGGGAGGAGGACUGGAAAAAAGGUGGUAAAAAGUGGGAUGACUGGUGGGAAGAAAAAGAGGAGCAAUGGCAAGCAUGGUCCAAAAACAAGAGGUGGGAACCAGAUGGUGAGGAUACAGAAGAGGAGGAAGUGCCUUCCAGCAGCACCCAGAAGAAAAACACAUGUGGCUCACAGAAAGAAAGGGCCAAGAGAAGGUGGCUCAUGAAAACCUGCAAGAAUGAGAGCCAAGAGGAAAAGGAGAAGCUGAAGCUGGGUGCCUUGGGAGCAUGCAGGCUGAAAAGGCUCCUGGACAGGCAAGAAGACAGGAAAAACAAGCUGGAAGCAGCCCAGCUGGCACAGGCAGCAGCAGCAAAUGCUGCAGCUGCUGCCCAAGCUGCCCAGGCUGCAGCUGCAUCUGCCCAAUGGCAACAAUGGCAGAUGCAGCAGGCCCAGCUGGUGGAAGCCCAAGCCAUGUGGCACCACCAUGCCUACUACCAAGGUCAAGGUGGCCAGCCACACCAAUGGGGCUGGCACCACCAGACCAUGGAGCAGCCUGUGGAGCAGCCCAAGCAGCCAAAGCCACACAGGCAACAGCCAGGACCAGUGGCCACUGGCAGUGCUGCAGCUGGUGCUGGUGCAAAAGGAGGAUCCCAGGGGCCAGCCCCAGCACAGCCUGGGAGAAAAGGCCAAGGCAAGACUGCCAGGCCAAAGAGGGCAACACACCCACCAGCUGACCUGCAUGGCAAGAGGGCUGAAGCUGCAGGGGCACUGGAUGGGAUUGAAGUGAAGGAUGAGGAGUCCUCUGAUGGCUGGCAUGAGGAAACUUCUGUUCAGCAGCAUUUAGGUUUUUUUGGCCUUGAGAGAGGGCUACCCAAGAUGGCACCCAAAAAGGUCAUGAAGGUGCUGAACUUGAAGUUAAAAAGGCCUGCAAGUGCCUUAGACCAGCUGAAGAAAGAUGAAGGAGAGGGAAUGAGCUUGGAAGACAAGAUGGCUGCCUUUCAGAAGAAAGGCAACCAGGAUGUGGGGCAGUUCCUGGACACCCUGACAAAAGGUCAGAGGGAAGCACUGUGGCAGAGGUUCUCCUCUGCCAGAGCCAGCAUGAAGGACAAGGAGUGUGAUAACCUAUGGCAGGAAGUGGCCAAAGGAAAAGGCAGUGACCCAGCAAAGAAGAAGCUUUUGGGCUGCUUCUUGAAGCUGGGAGGAGACCUGAAGGGGAAAAGGGAGGUGUACCUCCAGGAGCUGGUGUCUUACACCAAAAGCUCUGGUGAAAGGAGCUCAGAGGAGUGGGUGCCUUUUGCUGUGGUGCUGCAGCGGUUUGGCCUCCAUGAGUGCAUGAGAAGGGUAAAGAGAGGCAGCAUAGGUGUCAGAAAAGACCCUGCUGACCCUGCUGAGUGGCAGUUCACCUUGAGGAAAAUAAUCACAUGGACUGAAGAGAAAAGCCAGCAUGAACUAAAAGGUGAAGCAAAGGCCAAAGGAGAAGCCUGUCAGUGGCUGGAGCUCAAAGCCCAAGGCCUUCUGGCAGAUGGGGAAGGGCCUGCUGCAAGCUCCAAGGCUGCCAAAGCUUUGGAGGAUGUGCUGAGCAAAGACAAAAGCAAGUUGGCAAUCAUGGACAAGCAGUCUGGGCAAGCAAGUGAAGAAGAGGCAGCAGCCAGCCCUAAGAAAGAUGAGGAUGAUCAGGUGGUGGAAGCUGACCUUCUCUCUGAGAUGGGAAGCAAAGUUGCUAAGGAAGAGGCCCAAGUGAGGGUGAAGAGAAUGAUGAAGCUCCUGAAAGGAGUGAAGAAGGAGGUUGGUGCAGCAAAGGCUAAGUCUUUGGACCUGUGCCUGGCUGACCUUCAGAAGCUGGACAAGAAAGGGAAAAAGGUCAGCCUGGAAGAAGCCAAAGGGAAGCUGUUUGAUGCUGCCCUGCAGAUCAAGAAGGAGCCCACUGCAGAGGAGCAUUUGAGCCCUCUUGGCCUAGCACUUCUGGAGCAAUUUGCACAUGGGAUGUCUGGCCCUUCUGUUCAACACCUUGCUUUGGCUGCUGUGAAGUCUGGUGCUGCAACAGGUGACAUCCAAGUCUUGGCCAGCCUGGGAAACUUUGGCAGGAAUGAAAACCAUGUGGCAGGACAAAUCACUUCAAGGUUUUGCAAAAAUGAUUCCUUGGACCUCCCUGUGCCUUACUGCUUUGAAGCUCCAGUCUUGAAGAAAGGCACAGACAGCUGGUACCUAGCAAAUCAGACUUUGGCAGUGUUCUUGCCCCAUGAGUGGUUCUCUUGGGUGGAACAUCAUGACAAUGUUUCUGGCUUUUCUGGGUUGCAGAGCUUUUGGGAUGAGCAUGAUGCUGCUGAUCCAAAGCUGUGCAAGAAUCCCAUGAAGGGCAGCAGGCACCUGUACCUGCCUCUGGUCAUUCAUGGGGAUGGUGGUCAAUUUCAAAAGUGGGAUUCAAUCACUAUCAUCUCAAUGGGAUCACUCCUAUCAGCUGACAAUGUUGCAUCCAGCCAAAUGCUCCUAGCAGCUAUCCCCAAGGGCUGCCAGCACAAGAGUGAAAACCCAGAUGAAGACACCAUGACAGUGGUUUGGAAAGUGCUUGCUUGGUCAUUCCAGCAUCUCUAUUAUGGCAAAUUUCCAGAAUUUGACCAUUUGGGGAAACCAUGGCCUGCAAAAACAAAGAGGGCAGACCAAAGUGGCUCCCAUCUGUGGACACAGAGGGUCAGAGGCUGCUUGUUCUGUGUCACUGCAGAUGGGGAGUUCCUGCAAAAUGAACUCAAGCUGCCUGGGCACAGCCACAACUCCUGCUGCUUUUCUUGCCAAGCAAACAAGAGCGACAUACCUCACAAUGACUUUAGAGCUACAGCAAAGUGGAGAUCUACCUUGACCAAGCCUGGGACACCUCUUCCUGGUGGCCAUCCUCUUGGUGCAGUACCUGGCCUGAAUACAUUCAGUGUCCACUAUGAUACUUUGCAUUGCCUGGAAGAAGGGGUGGCAGCACAUGCCCUGGCCAACACCUUCUUUGACCUAGUUGUGAGAGGCCAUGCUGGAGCUGGGACCCAGGAUCAAAACCUCCAGGCUGUCUACAGGCAGAUCAGGCAACCGUACUUGGAACAAGGCAUAGAUGCCAGCCACAGGAUUAAAAAAUUGAGCCUCACAAAUUUUUCAGCCAGGGAGAAGAAGUAUGAAAAGUUUCCUGAUUUAACAGGAUUCAAGGCAAAGCAGAUUCGCUACCUUGUGCCUGUGAUGGCAGAGAUUCCGCAGUUCUACACUGAUGAGGAUGAUGCCUAUAGCCUCCAUAGGCUCCAAUGCUUACAGAACUUGAACAGCAUGUAUGAGCUCAUGGACUGUGGCCUUCACAUGGGCAAGGAGAGCAUCUUGCAGUUCAAAAAAGUUACAGACCUGUGUCUUCUUCACUUUGCAAGGUGUGCAAAGCUGGCUAUGGAAGCUGGGUUGCUCCAAUGGAACCUGAUCCACAAGCACCACCUUGUUGCCCACAUGCCUGCUCAAGCUGCCUAUUUGAACCCAAAGCUGGUCUCAACAUACUCAGGUGAAACAAUGGUGGGAUUUAUGGCCAGCCUGGCCCAUGCCUGUCUGAAUGGAAGUCCUCCCCACUUG